AUGGAACAGCAGAUAUUAGGAACCCAUAUCAUUGCACGAAAUGUUAAUUCAGAAGAAGUAACACAUGAUAACGAACCAUUUAUAGAGAUACAUUUGGAUGAAAUAUUUGAAAUUCAAAAAAAUCAAGAUCUCAUAUUCGGAGUUCAAGAUGCAAAUGGUGUUCAAAAAUAUUUUACGAGAAUAAGAUCGUUUUAUGACCCUGAUGCAUGCGUUGAUUUUAUUUCAUCAUAUGAAUGGCGAAAGAUAUUUCUUACACUGACUGAUAAAUUCGUUGAUAUUAUACCGUUAAUACAUGACCUCCCACAAAUUGUCUAUAUAUACAUAUAUUCUCUUUCGCCGUGUGAAGUUCAAAUUGAUAUGCAAAUAUAUCCAAAAUUAAGAGCUGUUGUUAAUGCAACUUCUCCAGAUGCUGACAAACAACUUCUUGGAGACAUCGAAACAUUUAAACGAGAUUUACUAACAAUAAAUGUUGUCAAUCCAGUUAAACGAAAAACUAAAUUACUUACCGAUGAUACAGUAGAAGAUCAAACAGCUAUUAACACUUUAUCGGUUAUUUGGUUUCAAGAAGAUGAUAAUGGAAAUUCAACUGCAAUAACAACUAUUGAAAAGAAAUUAAAUUCAAUAAAAAAAUUCGUUAAAAUCGACGAAUGUCGUGAUUAUAUUGAUUCAUUACCUGAUGAUAUUCAGAUAUCUUUUAUUUCACCUAAAUUAGAUAACGAUUCUAUGUUAUCAUUAUUUUCUCUAACAAAAAUUCGUUUCAUUUAUAUAUUUCAAAGUGAAGAAAACAAUGAACCAAUAUUCUUUCAAUCAUCAAAAAAAAUUCGUGGAAUAUAUUCUAAUAUUGAUAGUUUAUGUGAUCAAUUAUGGAAAGAUUACAAAAAAUAUUCUGACGAGGCUGAAAUUUCUAUUAGUAUUUUUAAUAAAGAUAAAAAUCAAAAAACUCUUCGAAAUUUACAUGAAGAUAAUACACGGUUUAUAUGGUUCCAGUUAUUAAUCGAUAUUCUAAUCAAAAUACCCCAUAAUUAUAACACAAUGGAUGAAAUGUUAGCUGAAUGUGAAAAAUAUCAAAUGAGAACAAACACUUUAGAAAAGAAGAACAUCGAAGAUCUACGUCAAAAUUACCAAUCAAGCAAAGCUCUUGAAUACUAUACAGGUGCCAGCUUUUUAUUUCGCCUAUUAAAUCAAGCACUUCGUACAGAAAAUAUUGAUCUUAUCUUCGUAUUCCGUUCUUUCUUAACUGAUAUGUAUAAUCAAUUACAACAACUAUAUGUCAAACAAUUUAUAAAUAAUACAACUAGUAGUAGUUUAACUCUUUUUCGAGGUCAAUCUAUGAACGUCAAGGAAUUCAAUGUUAUUAAGGAUAAUGUUGAUCGUUUAAUAUCAAUUAAUCAAUUUUUUUCAACGACUAAAGAUUAUGAUCUUGCAUAUAUUUUUGCUGGAUGCGACGACACCUGUAAAUCUACAGAUAUCAUAUCUGUUGUAUUUCAAAUUGAAAUUGAUGAUACUCGUCAUUCAUUAAAAAGGCCGUUUGCUUGUUUAAAAGAAUUAAGUAAAGUGGAAGCUGAAGAAGAAAUACUUUUCUCGCCGGGAACAGUAUUUCGUAUUGAAAACGUGGAAACUAUGCCAGGUAAUGCUAAAAAUUGGUAUGUUCAAUUGAACUUAGUUAACGAUGAUGCAGAAAAUGAAUUAAGUAAUUUGCGAAAUCAAUUAGAAAAAGAAUAUUGCGAUGACCCUAGCUUGGCUACACUUGGAGACGUAUUGAUUCAAAUGGGCGAAUAUGAUAAGGCCGAAAGAUAUUUACAUAUUAUUAUUGAACAUACUACACAAAAUCCAGAAUUUUUAGGUAAGGUUCACAUCGGUCUCGGAAUUACUCAUUAUAAUAGAGGAAACUAUCAUAAAGCAUUGCAACAUUAUCAACAAGCACUAGAAUUUUAUUUAAAACUACAUUACAAACGUGAUCCAGUUGAUAAUAUUGGAGUAACCUAUACUCAUAUUGGUUCAACUUAUCAUGAACUUGGAAAUGAUCAAUUAGCGUUGGAAUAUUUCAAUAAAGCUCUUGAUAUUCAGAGGCUACCCAGAAGAAAUGCCUAUACAUUUAAUCAAAUUGCACUGAUAUAUCAAAACAAGGGUGAUUAUCAUCAAACUUUAGAAUACUUUCAAAAAGCAUUAAAAAUCGAUGAAGAAGUUUUAAAUCUCAAUAAGUAUCAUCCAAAGCUAGCUACAGCUUAUAAUAACAUUGGCGAUACAUAUUGUCGCUUAGAAGAUUAUGAUAAUGCUUUAAAGUGUUUACAACAUGCGUUAGAUAUACGGCUCAAGGGUACAGUUUCAACACAUGAAGAUCUUGCUGCAAUCUAUAGCAAUCUAAGUUUUGUUUAUUUAAGCAAACGUUGUUUAAAAGAAGCUUUGGAAAUGGCUGAAAAGGCACUUGAAAUUGAUACUAACGCUUUACCCGAGAAUCAUAUGUCUUUAGCUAACACGCACAAUAGCAUUGGAACUAUUUGUAUAGAAUAUGGUGAUCUCAAUAAAGCUUCGUUUCAUCUGGAAAAAGUAGUCGAGAUAAUAUCAAAAUCUGAUGUAAAGAAUAUUAGUAUGGAUCAUAUUCAAUAUCAAAUCAAUUAUGGUCACUUACAAAUACUUAAAGGUAAUUAUUCAAAAGGAGUAGAUAUUUUAGAAAAUGUAUUAAAAACUCAACUGGAAGUCUUUCCGAAUAAUUCUCCUCAUAUUUGUAAAACAUAUAUGGCAUUGUCGUUUGCCUAUGAAAGGCAGAAUGACGUAUCAAAAGCUCUGGAGUAUUUAGAACAAUACCUUGAAUAUGCUCAUACCUCAUCAUUAUUAAUUAAUCGAAAUGAAUUAUCAUUCAUUCAAGAUAAGUAUAACAAGAUGAAAACAGCACAUACGAAGAACGAUGAAAAAGCUACAGAACCAUUUUUUGAACAAGUAGCUAAAGACGCUAGCACCAACGGGAGAAAUCACAUGUUAGCUGAUGCAAAUAAAAAAUCAGAGCGUUUAUCGUUAAUUGAUAUUAAUAGCCGUAUUUGUGAACUUAUUGUGACUGGAACUAUGAAUUCUAAAACAUCAAAUUUUGAAUCAGCAACGAAAGCCUUCGAAGAUGCUAUUCUAAUUUACAAUCAGCGUCCUGAACUUACAAUGAUAGACGAGCAAAAUUUAAAUGAAUCGAUGGUUGUUGUAUAUCAUAAUUUCGCUCGAUUGUAUUAUCGUCAGGAAGAAUGGUUAACAGCUAUGCAGCUAACAGAAAAAUCACUUCAUUUAGCACUUCGUCAAGAAAAGCAACAUUCAUUCUUGCCCGAAAUUUAUAAUCUUCUAGGAGUCACUUGCACACGGCUUCAGUUUUACUUAAAAGCUGAAUGUUGUCAUAAACUGUCUAUUAAAGCAGCUGAAAAAAUUCUUCCACCUGAUCAUCCGGACAUUCAACGAUAUUAUAAGCAAAUGAAUCAAUUACAAUUUCUAAUGCAAGCUUAUCCAAGCCAUGUACUCGAUUAA
Adineta steineri is the source of this 3501-nucleotide messenger RNA. NCBI's taxonomy places the organism in Eukaryota, Metazoa, Rotifera, Eurotatoria, Adinetida, Adinetidae. The record is from the annotation of a GenBank genome assembly.